CGACACGCAUUUCAACCCAUUGGCACCACCAUCAUCACCAGUGGAAUCGCGAGAUCCCACUGACAUCGCGCACACUCCAACAGGCGCUCACUCGAUAUCUCCACACCCAAAAUGGCAUCAACAACAGCCUCGUCGGGGCCAUCGACCACCACGAUAGUCGCCGGCAUUGCCUCUCUUCUUACCCUCAGCGGAAUUGGCUAUGCACUCUACUUUGACCAUAAGCGCCGCAGCGACCCUGAAUUCCGCAAAUACCUCAAAAAGCAACACAAAAAGAUCCAAAAAGAAGUCCACGAAUCGUCUAAGCAGGCGGAAGAGCAACAGAAACAGAAAAUUCGCGCCGUCGUCGACGAAGCAAACGAGGAGGGCUUCCCCCGAGACCCCGAAGAAACAGAGGCAUACUUCAUGCAAGAGGUCGCGAGAGGUGAAGGGAUGUGUCAGGAUGGAAGUGAUCCUGUCGAUGCCGCUUUGUGCUUUUACAAGGCCUUGAAGGUGUAUCCGCAACCCAGGGAGUUGAUCAGUAUUUAUGAUAAGACUGUGCCGAAGCCAAUUCUCGACAUCCUCGCCGAAAUGAUCGCCGUCGACCCAAGCAUAUCCGUCACUGGCGCCAGCUCAGACGCUGGUGCUGAUCCUGUCGAGUAGAGCUCGCAUGCUGUGCAGUACGGUUCAGCGGCAAGGCGUACGUUUAUAUCUCGAGCAGCGAUGGCGGAAACCACGAAAAGACAUCAUGGAGCAGAGCGUGAAGAGUUCGCUCACGAGUGCGUAACCGUCUUCGAAGAGGAAAUAGAGGACGGACGCGGUGCAGCAUAAGAUUGACGAUGACAAGAUACAGGAGGCAUAGACCAGUGAAAGCGUUGCGCAUCUGUGAAUUUGAUGCCUUGAUUGAGAGACGGACACGAGACUACUACUACUCAUCUCAUGAGCUUUGUGUAUAGCAUACCUUCCUCUUUUUGUACAUUACGUGUAUUCAGCACUAUCAAACCA
This is a messenger RNA of Sphaerulina musiva SO2202, 981 nucleotides long. RefSeq names its product protein import receptor MAS20. Gene Ontology annotation, biological process: tRNA import into mitochondrion; protein import into mitochondrial matrix; protein targeting. The record is from RefSeq and is a predicted model, not a curated record. Gene Ontology annotation, molecular function: transmembrane protein transporter activity. The transcript has 2 exons. NCBI's taxonomy places the organism in Eukaryota, Fungi, Ascomycota, Dothideomycetes, Mycosphaerellales, Mycosphaerellaceae. The coding region runs from base 112 to 639 and encodes 175 amino acids. Gene Ontology annotation, cellular component: mitochondrial outer membrane; mitochondrial outer membrane translocase complex.